AUGAGCAAUGUUUCCAUUACAAUUAAAUUGGAUCAAAAAUGUAACGGAAUAUGUGGCUGCAAAAAGAGACCUAACCUUAGGAUUAAGGUUGAAGAGGAACCUGAUCAGCCAGUAAAGGGGUAUCUAAAAUGUAUUCAUAAAGCGAACGGUGGUACACUCAUAUUGAAGUUUAAAUACAAAGAUGAGACUAUUUAUAGUGAUUGGCUUUAUGAGAUAGGGGAUGUCAAGGAAGUGUCUGUUUACUAUGGUGGACCUGGCCUAGAUAUACCAUUUGUCAUAGAAAUCGAGAAGAGAGGAGGAAGCUUUACGUGCUCUUACAACGAAAAUCCUGAGCCUGGAUCAAGAAAUACGGUAUGGGCUCAAAAUGAUGAUCUUAGCGACCAUAAAAAACUAUUAGAUAAGCUAGAGGAACUGAGUUGCCGAUCCACGGGCACAGUGGUACUGGACAUAUAUAAGAAAGACCCACAGAGGUACUUUUGUGAUACCAAAGUUAGUUUGAGCAGUAAUAGACUUCUAGGUGAUGAGAAUGUAUAUGAAUUUAAGCAGAGUUCCAAUAAAACUUCUUUCAAAGUACCAUAUCUCAGAUAUGAUGGAAAAGAUGUAAACACAAACAUUCCUUCCGAAAUUAAGGGGAUAUCCACGUUUUACUGGAAAUACAAUUUCGGUAGACCAUUGGUACUGAAGGUAGAAAACAAAAGUGGAGAAGUUGAAUACCGCUUUAACAAUGGUAGGAACAAGUGGGAAAAGAAGACCGCAAAAGAAGUAGGAAACCUCGUAGACGCGAUUUCCGAACAUAAUUGCAAGCGUAAUAGAGCUAUAACUAUUGACUUAGGACAGAUUCAUGGAGAGUAUUGUUGCACUAAAAAAUGCCCUAAUAAAAGAAUUAUCGUCAAAGAAAAUAGUAUAAAAGAAAUAUUCACGGGAUUCACUAGUUAUGAACACAAAGGAAUUAGAGGUUAUUCAUUCACAAUAGACAAGAUAAUAAGUAAUACUGAAAAACAAAAGGGCAUAAAGUAUCCUAUUCGUGAUGUUUACGAACUCACUGUAUAUUAUUGUACUAGAUGUGAUAGAGAACCAAUUUUUAUAUAUAUGGGCUACGAAUUAGAUGGAUCCAUGGAAUAUGCUUGGUACAAGCGUGUAACCAAGAACGGAUGGGAUAUUGUUUUGGACAUGCCAGAAAAUGAAGAAGAUUUUUACAAGUCACUAAAGGAGCAUCUGGAAAAACUUUCCGGUCUACUAGGUGAUACAUGUAAUCUCAGUGGUUUUCAGGAUGAUAAUAUGAGAUUUUACACCAAAAAGGAUGAUAAAAUUCCUGCGUCUCCAGAAGAAUCCUAUACUCAAGUCGUUAAAAAUGCCAAAAGUGACAGUAGUCCGCUUCCAAAAGGGCCUCCGCUAGACGAAAAAGAGGAAGAGAAAGAAGCUCAGGAAGAAGAUAGUAGGAGCAGAAAGCGACAAAAUAUCACACCUCUACUACAUCCUAAACCUGGGAAGCCAACUUAUCCUAGUGUUCAGAAGCUACAACAAAUAAAACAACGAGUAGAGAGUACUUCACCACCUCAGCUUCUAACAUCUUCACAUGGCGUUAUUAUAGACAUACAGAAGAGUCCUGAUAACGGAAAUUCUACAUAUAAAAUAUCUCCUAGUAAUGAAUAUGUUAAAGUGACCAAAGAAACUAAUGGUUCUCCUGGCUCUGGCUUCUUAAAAUUCACACAUACCAAGAACAAUGCUGAAGGACAGUCUUUCCAGGUUGAGAAGGCAAUAUUUGGAAAGGAUGCUAAGAGUGUUGAUUCUGGUGUUAAUAGUGAAAAAAUUGAGUAUAUAUCAGUAUGGUAUUGGAAUAAAGACCAAAAUCUAAAUAACCCCCUCCUUACAGAAGUUAAAAAGUCCGAUAAAACCAUCAUAUAUAGAUAUAACAAGGGAGGUACUGGAUUUGGUUGGAAUAAACUUCCUGGACGACAAGAUACUUCUAAUUUUCAACUCCAAGGUGAAGCCCUUGAGCAGACACUAGAUGACCUUAACUGUUCACUUAACAAUGCGGUCACCAUGGAUAUAUCUUAUGAUAAAGGGGGACGAUAUUGUUGUAAUAAGCAUGGAAGUGUGUAUAAGGUUAGUACUAGUUCUCAUAAUAUCACAAUAACAUCAAGCUCUAUUACAAAUAGUACUACAACUUCCAUUCCAUACCAAAAACAUGAGAUUAGAGAUGGAAUUACUACUAAAUUGGUAAAGAUGAAGUACUAUUUUAGUGGAGAUAAUCUUAAGAAUACCAGAAAGAGAAUAACAGCUACUACUGGACUUUUAUUUCCUAUAGAUGGUCCAGUUAGUGUAUAUGUAUUUUAUUGUAAAGAAAACCCUGCCAUUAUAUAUGUGGAUCCCAAAGGAAUUUCAUCUCAAAACGCUAAAGGAUGGUACAAGAAGGAUCCUAGUGGUGAUAAUAGACCUUGGACAAAAUUCCAAGGUGAACUCCCUGGUAACGGUCCAGAAAAUAUCACAAAGUGUGGCAAGGAAUUUAAUGAACUGGUUAAGGUAUUAAGAGAGAGUGGUGGAUGUAACUAUGGAGAAUGCACAGAUACUCAUAAACAAGCCUUAGUAUCAGUAGAGCAAGAUCCAGGAGUAAUCAUUGAACUCUCAAAAAAGCCAACUGGAACCCCUAAUACUAAGGAAUAUGAUGCAUAUUCUACCGGAAGUGGUAAGAUUACCGUUACUGUCACGAUAACUGAACAAGGAUCUGGUGGAUCAGACUUCUUAAAGUUUGUCCAUACUCAAAAGGAUGGACCAUCAUUCAAGCUUUCACAAGUGCUAGAUGACAAUAGUAGUCCUAUAAAAGGAAUUGAAGGAACUAAUAUAGGUUCAGUUGCAUCUUAUUACUGGAAACAUGAGACCACUAAGAAUCCACUAUUUAUCGAGGUACAAGAUGGUGGUGGAAAUUAUACUUAUUAUGCAAAUAGUAAGACGUAUUCUUGGAAAAAGUAUACAGAAAGUGUUGGAAAACCACUGGAUGAAUCCCAACUCACCCAGAAGCUCACUUUGCUCAAUUGUGACCUCAAUGACGUUGUUCAAAUAGAUGUUACAAAAACUUCUGAAUAUUGUCACGAUAUCGAAUAUCCUCAAGUUAAUCAUACUAAGAAUAGAAUCAAGGUUACUGAGACCGGACAAGGUUAUCUUGGAAACUACACUGCUUAUGCUCACAGUCCAUCUAAUGGAGGAAGAUUCAAUAUAUCUGGAUUCAGGAAUGGAAGUACUCCUAUAAAACUUGAGAAUUUGCAACUCCCCCUUAAAACAAAUAGAGUACUUGUUUACUUCUGCAAAAGUGAAGUUAGUGCUAGAACUACUAAUCCUCUUCUCAUCUAUUUCCCAGAUGCUAGCGGAUAUAAGUGGUUUAAAAAGUCAACUACUAGUACUACUUGGGAUUCAGCUAAAGGUUUAAAGGGUAGAGAUGAAAAGAGUUACGCAGAAAUAAUAAAGACCUUAGAUACGCUUACCAGCGCUUGUAAACCUCCGGAAGUAACUAUAGAUCUUUAUAACAGAUCUAGAAUUGGAGAGUCUACGAUUUAUGGAGGAGAUUCUUACUCUGUAGCAAUUGGAUAUAUUACUUAUAUUCAAGGAUUCACUGAGUACAAACACACUGUGUAUGGUAGGAACUACUUUACACUGAGUAAACUUGUUUACGGACAAGGAAGAGAUAUUACUGGGGUAAUUCAUGGAAGUGCUAGGAAACUUGUAAGAUCAGUAUCCGUUUAUUACUGGACCCCUCUAGAGCAAGAUUCUAACUGGGGAAAUAAAAGUAAACCUCUUCUUCUCAAAAUGAGUUUAUAUAAUGGAGGUGACAAAUACUAUGAAAAUAUCAGUAAAAUUCCUACUGAUAGUACAGAAUGGACUGAAUGGAGAUCAAAUACUUAUAUCUCCCCAGAGGAUAUCUGCAACAAACUUUAUCUUUUAAACUGUUCACUUAACAACUCAGUGAUAAUAGAUGUAUCUCAGAAGGACAAUCCUGGACAUUAUGAUGCUUGCGAGGAUGAUAGGAAUCUGGAUAAUGGACAUAGUAAUAAUGAUAAGAUGCAAGUUUCCAAAGAUAGUGACAAAUCUCUUGGAAGUUAUGAUUCUUACACUCACACUCUUGCGGAUAACUCCGUGGGAAAGUUUCACAUAGUCAAUUUUAUUAAUAAUGGUCCUUCCAGAAAAACUCUCAAAGGAAUUGAUGUAAGCUAUACUACCCCUAUUCUUGACGUGGGCCAGGUUAAAGUCUACUUUUGCCCAGAUGAUCCUAAUAAGCCUCUUCUAUUAUACAUAAAGACUAGCGAUCCCAAAUUUGGUAGUAAGAAGUGGUGGAAAUACAAUGGUAAUAAAACUUGGCAAGAAGUCACCCAGGAUCCUCCAUCAGACACUAAACGGUAUGAUUGGAUCCGUGGAGUACUUAACGAACUCAAUAGCCAAUGCAAACCCCAAGAUGUUGCAUCUUCUGGACCUGUUGCUGCUGCUAGAGAUGCGGGCCCUCAUGGUCCUGGCUCUCCUCCUUGGGAUGUAAUCUCUGGUGUCCUAACUGGAGUUGGUGUUGUAUCUGGCUCUCUUACUGGAUUUGGUUGGUGGUUGUACAAACGUUCUAAAGGAGACCCUUGGGUUAGACAGAUUUGA
Theileria equi strain WA is the source of this 4629-nucleotide messenger RNA. RefSeq lists its product as hypothetical. NCBI's taxonomy places the organism in Eukaryota, Apicomplexa, Aconoidasida, Piroplasmida, Theileriidae. Bases 1 to 4629 code for a protein of 1542 amino acids. The transcript has a single exon. The record is from RefSeq and is a predicted model, not a curated record.